AUGAUGUUGGCUUUGGAUCUCAUUGAAUUCGACCCAUUGUACACGAAAGUUUUUGAGCUCGUCUUUGGCGGAAUCCUUAUAUGCGAUACUAUCCAUUGCGCAAAGGAAGUAGUCUACGACAGCCAGGUGAAGUUACGCGCUGUGACAGCUCGCGGAGACGAUUUGAAGCCGACAGGAACUAUGAGCGGAGGUGCUCCGGACCGACGAGGACCGAUUCUAUUGGACCUUAUCGACUAUACCACAUUCAAGUCGGAAAUUGCCUGGAAGGAGGCUGAAAUGGCAAAGCUUGGAAAAGAGGUAUCGAAAUACGAUAAAGUUCGUGGAAGAUACUCUGAACUGAAGGACAGACUAGAACGAGCGUCAGCUCGACUCGAAGCGCUACGAGAGUCCUUCAAGGAUGGCCCCCUGCAGCAAUUGAGCGACGAAAUCAAAGUGCUCGAAAAG
Molecule: messenger RNA, 444 nt
Organism: Ostertagia ostertagi
Lineage: Eukaryota; Metazoa; Nematoda; Chromadorea; Rhabditida; Trichostrongylidae
Source: the annotation of a GenBank genome assembly